AUGCCAGAUUUCCCUUUCGAGAACGCUUGGGAACCAGGUGACGACCUACGUUGCUUCCAUUUCUUGGACUUCGUCACCAAUCCAAAAGGAUUUUCGAUAAAAAUUGUGGAACUUCCGCGUCAAUUGCCUCUGAACUGGUCUCAAGUAGCUAUUGCCCUAAAUUUCAAUCCCCCUCCUAUGACUCUCCCCAGGCAAUCCACGCGUAUUUUCCUUUCCGAGCGUCCCAAUGGACCAAUUUCUGACGGGACAUUCAAGCUUGCAACUACUGUGCUUCCCCGCCCUGCUGUAGACCAAGUUGUUGUUCGAGUAGAUUAUAUUUCUCUGGAUCCUGCAAUGAGGUUAUGGCUUGACGAUGCAAGGUCGUAUCUCCCUCCCAUACAGAUUGGAGAGACAAUACGGGCACCAGGAGUUGGAACCGUUGUGCAAGGAAACAGUCAGCUGAAAGAGGCGGAUACUGUCUAUGGUUUCUUGGGCUGGGCGGAGUACAUUAUUGCCCCAGCAAAGGACCUCCGAAAAAUAUCAGACUUCCUCAGUCCUCCAGAAGGUGCAGCCGUGACCGAUUUCCUUGGUCCCCUUGGUUUUAAUGGGAUGUCCGCUUGCUUUGGGCUCUUGAGUGUAGGCAAGAUCAAAGCUGGAGAAACACUCGUCGUGUCUGGUGCUGCUGGCGCGACAGGAUCCCUCGUGUGCCAAAUUGGCAAAAUCAAGGGCGCCCGAGUCAUCGGACUCGCAUCGACAUUAAAGUGCUCUUACCUGGUGAACCAACUCGGAGUCGACGCCGCACUCGACUACACCUCUCCGACAUUUGCAAAAAGAUUUCUGCGAUACUGUCGGGUAUCUUGA
Molecule: messenger RNA, 840 nt
Organism: Rhizoctonia solani
Lineage: Eukaryota; Fungi; Basidiomycota; Agaricomycetes; Cantharellales; Ceratobasidiaceae
Exons: 6
Coding region: 1-840 (279 amino acids)
Molecular function (GO): oxidoreductase activity, acting on the CH-CH group of donors, NAD or NADP as acceptor
Source: RefSeq, a predicted model, not a curated record